GGAGGACUACACGCACACACUUUUCUAACACACGCACACACAUCAUGGCUAAGCGGCUCGGUGAAUGUAUAAUAUAACAUAACGGGACAACUUUAACCCAACUGGAUACCACCGACCUCUCUGCGCUUCUCUCGCCCGCAUGCGAGCGCCUGUUCCCGGCCUGAGAAAUGCUGCUGAAAUGAUGAUGAUGAAGAUCCUGACAGGAGGAGGCCACUGCCGAAGGUGCAGCCCUCGCUAGACGCACACUUCUGCAGCGCUCUAUACCACUAUCACCACUAUCAUCCACCCCCACCCCCGAGUGUCUCCGCCAUGGCCAACCACUUGGAGCUGAUCCAGGAGCUGCAGCAGCUGGACAAGGUGCCCAGUCUGGAGAGGCUGCGGGCGGCCCAGAAGCGGCGCACUCAGCAACUCAAGAGAUGGGCCGUGUACGAGAAGGAGAUGCAGAACAAGAAGCGCAAGGCUGACAAGAAGGGGCGAAACGCUAACGGUCUCCAGCACGGCGAGUCCAAGAGGCGAGUGUCGUUUGCUGCCAGCGUGGCGCUUCUGGAAGCGUCGGCCAGGAACGACCCAGAAGAAGUGCGCUACCUGCUGAAGAACAACGUGAGCCCAGACCUCUGCAACGAAGACGGCCUCACCGCACUUCAUCAGUGCUGCAUAGACAACUAUGAGGAGAUGGUGAAGAUCCUGCUGGACCGAGGAGCCAACGUCAACGCUCAGGACAACGAGCUGUGGACGCCACUGCACGCCGCCGCCACGUGUGGCCACGCUGGCCUGGUCAAGAUACUCAUUGCACAUGGUGCGGAUCUGCUGGCGGUCAACUCUGACGGCAAUAUGCCCUAUGACCUUUGUGAAGACGACCCUACACUGGAUAUUAUCGAGACAGCCAUGGCCAACAGAGGCAUCACCCAGGAGAUGAUCAACGAGACACGAGCGUCAACAGAGAGGACGAUGCUGGGAGAUAUCCAGGCGCUUGUGCGGAUAGGAGAGGAGGUCAACCAGCAGGACUCGCAGGGAGCCACACUGCUGCACAUUGCAGCAGCAAAUGGUUACAUGCAGGCUGCUGAGCUGCUGCUGGAAGGGGGUGCUCGCAUGGAUCUGAGGGACUCGGAUGGAUGGCAGCCACUGCACGCCGCAGCGUGCUGGGGUCAGAUGCACUUGGCCGAGCUUCUGGUGUCUCAUGGAGCCAGUCUCAACGCCAAGACUUUCCUGGAGGAGACCCCCAUUGAUUUGUGUGAGGACGAGGAGUUCCGAGCCAUCCUGCUCGACCUCAAGCACAAACAUGACAUCAUCAUGAAGUCGCAGCUCAAACACAAGACCUCCCUGUGCCGGAGGACGUCCAGUGCUGGCAGUCGUGGGAAGGUAGUGCGGCGAGCCAGCCUGUCGGACAGACACAACCUGUGCCGCAAGGAGUACGAGACGGAGGCCAUCGUGUGGAGGGGAGGGAGGGAGGAGGAGAAGGAUGAGAAGGAGGAGAAAGAGAAGGAGUCUGAUCGGCAGGAGAACAUCCAGGUGCUUCAGGUAAAGCCCGUUGAGGCGGUGGAACUCCCCGACCAGCCCAAGCAGCCCACCAUUCUCAAAGAUGGCAGCACCAAACAGAACGGCCUCAUCCCCACGUCAUCGUGCGUGCCGCCACAGCCGCCUGCCGCAGGCCAGGGUGACAAGUGGCCUCACGAAAGACCUCAAACUCUGUCGGAGCUGAAGAAACAGAGGGCGGCGGCCAAACUGCUGAACCACCCCUUGUUCAAUGGUCACCUCGGCAACGGGUCCACAGACUCCUUCAGCGAUGCCAAACUCAACUCCGACGAUCCCCGGAUGCCGCUUGUGUCGUCCAAUGGCAACGCCGUUUUCUACACGCCGGCCAGCGGCGACCCGCCCCUCCUCAAACUGAAACAGCCAGUAGAGGAUGAGCAGCCAAAGUCGCGGACCUGCUGCUGUGUGUCAUAGCGCCCUCGUCAUGUGAAAUGAUGGAACAGCAAGCAUUUGCACAGAAGGAUGAAUGGAAAUGGGACGCAAAACAAUCAAUGGAUUCUCACUAAGGCUGCGUUCACACCUGUCAUGUUAGGUUAAGGUACAGUUUGGUCAAGUGUGAACGCGAUCAUCCAAACCCUGGUGGAGACAGAGAUGGUUUGAGAGCUGGGUCUCUCCGCUUGUAAGUGUACUCUAGUGCGGUUCAGUUCAUUUGAGCUCAAGUGUGAACAUGACACGGACCAAACACAAGGACCGGUAUUAAAAAGACAGCAAAAAGCAUGCAGAAAUAAAUAUGGAAGAAAAACUGCUCUACUUUAUCCCCUCUGUGCCGACAGCCACUCUUUAAAAACAAGAGCUACUGAGCUUUCGCUUUUCCUGAAACCAAAGCUGGUAAAUACAGUGGAUCCCUCAAAUAUUCACCAAUUCAGCAUUUGCAACCCCACAAAUUCACUUUUUUUCCCCCACAGAAAACACACCACCGUAUGUCGCAACAAUUUAGAAAUACAUAAAACGUGCACAGCACACGUGCACCACUCUUUGAAAGCCCACACUUUUUACAUGUUCGUCUUUCCGGUGCUUCAACAAUGAUUGGUUUUUUUCCUUCAAGUGUUGAAAUUACAUACUUUGUUCGGUGGUUUCUGAAUGCACCAUCGUUGUGUGCUGAGAUGCAAACGUGAAACUUGCUUAUAGAUUUCUCAGAUGCUGCCACAGCUUAAAAAGAUCCCCCAAAUAGAACACAAACUGCCGCGUAAACCUAGAUUGUGUCACAAGUUAGCAAUGGCAAUUGAAGAGAGAAGGUGAGGGUUCUGGAGCUGAAUCAAAUCUAAUAAUUCCAAUCAGACUUGUUGCAAAUGUUGAUCCGAAAAUGGAGAACGUUUGGAGGAGUUGGGAGGGGGGAGUAAGCCAUGUCUCAAGCAUAUAGUUUAUGGGCGAAUCUAUUACUCGCCAUUUUUUUGGCCAUUCACAGGUGGUCCUCGACCGAAACCACUGCGACUGCAUAGCAAAAUAUAAAAAUAAGCUAUAUAUUCAACCUAGCAGAUGCGAUUUUGGUUUGGGGUGUUUGAGUUAUGUCACGAAAGCUGCUCAGUCAAGUCUUUGGUACCGAACCACAAGUGUGAACGCAGCCUAAAACACAACUGAAUUCCUCAGAAGAAGGCAGGCUGUAAAUUAAAAUGAGUCUAUGGGUUAAAAUUCCUGUUGAUACACUUGUUUCUCUGGCCUUGUGCACCCUAAAUCCAAAAGAUGGAUGAGGAAGAAUUCAAGGUACACGAUUGAAGUUCUGUUCGAGAUUUCAUUCGAAUGUCAUUGUUGUGCUUUUUCAACAGAAGAAAAGUCAGGAAGCAAAUUCAGCAAAAAUAGCUAUGAAGGUAGCCUGUAUAUCAAAGGGAAGGAAUGCCAUUAAAAAAAAAAAAAACAAGUAUUAUAACGUUCAGGAAGUGUACUUGGACACUCACCGUCCCUUUUUAUACUGUCAGAACUCCAACUGACAUUUCUAUUUAUGAAUCAUUCACUCGGAGCGUUGUUGACUGUACAUUUAUUUAUGAUAUUAGAAAGCAUCAUGGUUCCUACAUUAUUUAUUACUGCAGAUGGCGUGUGACUGUGAUACAAGAUGAGAAAGCACCUUCUGAUAUGAGAAGUGAAGUGUUCAGUGCUUCACAGCACGUGACUCCAUCACUAUGAUUGACAGUGUUAGCAUGUCCCCCCCCACCCCAAUGAGACACCCAAUAAGCACAUUGGCCCUGACAUUUAACUGUAUGUUGCCUCAUCUCCUCACCAGUGCCAAAGAGUCUUCCGUCGAAAGGUUUUAUUUCUUCCCGAUUUUGUUUAACACACAAUUCAACCUCCCUUGUAAGCCCUUGUACAGUGUCUAUUAUUUGUAAAUAUGAAUUUGUAAAUAUGAUUGUACGUGUCUGGUCAUCUGUUCCCGUCAGCUGCAUUCAAGUCUGUUGUUUGUGUCUUAAUGAAAAUAAAUGGAACCUGACUGAGUAACAUAGGAGAAUUUAACGAUCCAUAUGGCUAAUCCCACAGUGUAAACCCUGCUCAGGUGUCAGUGUUAUUGUUCAUCUUUUCAUGUUAGUCCUUAUUCAUGCUUGUUUUUUGUUUGUUCAAUGAGUCCACUUGAAACUAGCGGAGGUCCAACUGAGCUUGUCUGUUCUAGCUGCUGCAAUAAAAAUGCAUUGAGAUUUCAUGUCCAGUUUGUAAAGUAUCAUUAGAAGUGGCCCCAAAAGGGAUAACAAGCACCUGUUAAACAUGUGUCAUUCACCUACAUGUUUGGAAGGAUAAGGUAAGGUUUGUAAUUACUGGAAAAUAUUGACGGUGGCAUUCACACUUUUGAAAUAAAUUGUAUAUUUUGAGAAGCUUACAUGGUCUCUUCUGAAUUGGGUGGGGCUGUAUGGAAAAGGUGCAAUAAUUUAGGGUGUGUUUACACGUGAAUGAUAUAGUACAUACAAAUAUAAAUCUACAGAUAAAAGGUAAGGCAUGAAUACGAUACACCAAUCCUAACA
Messenger RNA from Dunckerocampus dactyliophorus (ringed pipefish), 4472 nucleotides. RefSeq names its product protein phosphatase 1, regulatory subunit 16B (gene ppp1r16b). Gene Ontology annotation, cellular component: cytoplasm. Lineage: Eukaryota; Metazoa; Chordata; Actinopteri; Syngnathiformes; Syngnathidae. The transcript is spliced from 11 exons. The record is from RefSeq and is a predicted model, not a curated record. Gene Ontology annotation, molecular function: phosphatase regulator activity; enzyme inhibitor activity; protein binding. Bases 310 to 1944 code for a protein of 544 amino acids. Gene Ontology annotation, biological process: regulation of sprouting angiogenesis; establishment of endothelial barrier.